Messenger RNA from Carcharodon carcharias (great white shark), 2608 nucleotides. RefSeq names its product 60 kDa lysophospholipase-like. The record is from RefSeq and is a predicted model, not a curated record. Lineage: Eukaryota; Metazoa; Chordata; Chondrichthyes; Lamniformes; Lamnidae. The transcript has 14 exons. Gene Ontology annotation, molecular function: asparaginase activity; protein binding. Bases 14 to 1642 code for a protein of 542 amino acids. Gene Ontology annotation, biological process: amino acid metabolic process.
CCCUUGCUAUCUGAUGGCGAUGUCCACUCUCUCGAGUUCCAGCGGUCGGAACAUUUUGUCGCUCUCCAGCGCGCUGUUCAACACCCGGCUCGGCUGGGAGAACUCUGCUGCCCGCGAUCAACCGCAGGUGCCCCGAACGUCCAACGAUGUUCGGGUGCAGAAGGUUAAAGUUCUGGUGAUAUAUACCGGAGGGACCAUCGGCAUGAAGCCACAGAGUAAUGGACUUGCACCACAAGCAGAUGCCCUUGUCAAAGCCCUUUGCAAAAUGAGCUGCCUACAUGAUGAAAAUUAUGCUCAAGAAAUCAAGCUUUACGACUGUUGUGAUUCAUCAGAAAAUACUUUGGUUCUUCCUCUAUCUAAGUUAAAUAAAAGGGUUAUAUACACGAUAAUUGAAUAUUCACCCUUACUGGACUCCUGUAACAUGACCACAGAUGAAUGGAUUAAAAUUGCAAUUGAUAUAAAGAAAAACUACAAACGGUACAAUGGUUUUGUGAUCCUUCAUGGCACAGAUACAAUGGCUUACACAGCUGCAGCCCUUUCAUUCAUGUGUGAGAACCAAGGAAAGCCCAUCAUCUUGACUGGCUCUCAGGUUCCCAUCUAUGAGAUGAGAAAUGACGGCCAUGAUAAUUUGCUUGGGGCACUGCUGAUUGCCGGCCAGUAUCCAAUACCAGAGGUUUGUCUGUAUUUUCAAGGCAAAUUAUACAGAGGAAAUCGGGUGACUAAAGUUGAUGCAGAAAGUUAUAUGGGAUUUUCUUCACCUAAUAUGCGUCCACUGGCCGAAGCUGAAGUGAAAAUUAAAGUCAACUGGGACAUUGUUUGGAGACCAAAGACAGCUAAGGAGUUUAGGGUGCAAACCAAUAUGAAUCAGAAUGUGGGAUUGAUGAAGUUAUACCCAGGAUUCACUUGUGCCACGGUUCGAGCAUUUCUGCAACCACCAAUGGAAGGAAUUGUGCUGGAGACCUACGGAACAGGGAAUGCUCCAGAUAAUUUUCCUAAAAUAUUGGAGGAGUUUAAGAACGCCAUUGAUCAUGGAAUGUUGAUGAUAAACUGCACUCAGUGUUUGAGGGGCUCUGUUAGUCCAACAUAUGCAACAGGAAUGGUUCUCACUGAACUUGGUAUCAUUCCCGGAUGUGAUAUGACACCUGAAGCUGCUUUGAUCAAACUGUCCUAUGUACUGGGUAAGACUGAACUGAGUAUACAGGAGAAGAAAAAGAUGUUGUCUGAAAACCUGAGGGGAGAAUUGGGUACAAUGAUUCCUCUUCAAGACAAGCAAUUUAUUCAAGAUAAUGCUAAGUCUCUUGCUGCUAGGCGCAAAGAGGAACAGGAGGCUAUCCGAGAUGUUCUGACUACUUCGUCAGCUUGUGUGGCUGCAAAGGCCGGUGAUGUUGAUGCAUUGGAAGCUAUACUGGAUAUGGGUGGCAACUUGUGCAGUGAGGAUUAUGAUGGACAAACCCCACUCCAUGUGGCAGUUUGUGAAGGGCACCUGGACGUUGUGAAGUUCCUGCUCAGCCAUGGAGUCACUUUUUGUGACAGAGACCGCAUGGCUGCAGAUGGUGACAUGAAAACACUGAUGGCUUGGCACCUUGCAGGGUGGGACUUGGACCAAUGGAGCUACGAUGGACAACAUCCUCCUGGAAUUUAGGUAUCCACCGUCAAGAAAAUUGUCAGAUUUGCUUUCUGCAACAAGAGUAUAAUCAAACCACAGAGCUUAAUAUUGCUAACCAAUGCUUCUUAACCUGCUACACAAUUAGCUUUUUAUCAAAAACUAGAUAUUGUGCUACAGAUUGAUUUUAAUGCAACAACAAUCAUAUCUUGAUUGACUUGUAAAGUUGGCAAAACCAAGUAAUUUGGAUGAGUAGCGCAGAAGGAUGGUCUGCAAUGCAAAGGUUCUACCUUGAGUCACAACACGUGAAUACCUGAUGUCAUUUGGAGUUGAGGGUGGAAGUUUUACGUUGAGACAAAAAUGUGUAGGGUGUUGCAUUGGCAAGUUUGUCACUGCCCUCAAUCAACGUUUGCCCUCAAUUAGACAAGGACAUGUGAAAUAUUUCUCCUCACAAUGUGAUUUACCACAUGACAUUUUUCUUUACAAUCUGUCAGUUUUCUCCCUGUGUGGUAAUACUGAAUAAGUUGCAAUGUGCAACUGAUAUCUGGUUGACCCUGUAGUGCUGUGACCAAUUUUUUAAAUAUCAUAACUGGAACAAUCUGCCCACAGUGAGUGGACUGGUACCAGUUUUACUCUUUGCAUGUGUAGAAAGGCCUUGCUGGAUUUAUGUUCAUCUGAUGGCAAAGGUGGAAAGGAAACUGAAUAAGUCUUAACAGGAUAAAAUUCAUUCUACCUCUGCCAAUUAUGGGAGUAACUAUCACCAAAUCAUAAAAUUGGGUAGCAUAUUGCAUCGCUUCUACUCUCCUUACUCUUGUUACUUUGAACAAAGUUGUACCACUGGGGAUUGCAUGUUGUGGAUUACACUCAGACCACUGAUUUCAUUAUUGACCACUACCAUCUAGAAGGACAAAGGCAGCAGAGACAUGGGAACACUACCACCUGGAAGUUCCCAUCCAAGCCAAUCACCAUCCUGAUUUGGAAAUAUAUUGCUGGUCCUUCACUUUC